AUAUCGCAAGAGAAAUGAAAGAUCCAUGCAACUUCACAGCUCAAUUUACUCUAGCAUAAAAUGUAUACCAGUGGUUUAAUUCACAGCCGAAUUCUAUAUUGACCCAGUUGAUUUGACCCCAUUCUGCAAACGAGAAUAAAAUCUCAAAACCUAACAAAUGAAUCACAUUUGUUCACGCAUCAUGUUCGCUCCUAAGAGCCCUGAUUCCUAAGAGCCCUGAAAUAAGAGCGCUCUAUUUAAAAAUCCCUCUAUUGCAAUUUGUUUCAUCUAGUUUGGUGUAUUUGCUCUAACUACCGAUUAUUUGUCAACUUUCACAAUCGAAACCCAAACAAUCCUGGCUUGGCAAACUGGGUUAAAAGUACGGCAAAUUUCACUAAUUACGAUAGUUAACUGCGGGAUGUCACCAUUGUUAGAUUUGCAAACUUUCAUCAAAAUACGCACCCAAAAAUGGUAUCAACAUCUUGUUGACGAAGCUUAUACUGCUAUCGAAUCGAAUCUGACCUUUGCUAUUUAACCAUGUCAGCAUCAAACGUUUUACAAUUUGCUCAAACGGUACAUGUUCAAAGAACUAUGUGCCCAAAAUACUUGAUCACAAUAUAGCUCUAUAGUUAUCAUAUUCAAUUUUGAGAGUUAUACCUAAUUUUCCAACAAGGUUAUUAAUAAUUGUUUCCUUCUUUUCAGUUCCAAAAAAAGAAAAUUUCAUUCGAUUAAGUAAAUCAUUCCCCAAACAGAUCGAUCAAUAACCUUUUUAAUUUUUUGACUCAAUCUUACUAUGACUCAUACCUUCUUAAUUUCCUUUUUGGGAUCUUUCCAAUUAAAGCAGGUUCUAUUGUGGCUCGUUGGGGGCAAAUAAUACUCCUUGUUUAUUUCAUACACGCCCCGGGGACUGUAGGAAAACACUUUCGUCUACGAAACCACGUGAACAAAAUAUGUCACCACAAUUUGUCAUAAAUAGCUCAUUGCUGUUUAGAUUUACUACAUUGAAAAAGUCCACUUUUUGAACCUUCAUUGCUAAAUAUUUUAUUUUUGCCAUAAAAAUCACCGAAAAUUAGAUUACCUUUUUUAGUCUUUUUUUAUUAAACCUAAAAGCAAACAACUUACUACAUUAUUGGUAGUUACGUCACUUCUUGAUUCUUAGAAAUUAGACCCUCUUAGUCAUAUCAGCUUUUUUAAUUUCUGAGCACCGAAAAUCGCAGAUUAGGGCCUUUUACGUGGCCCAAAUCGAGCCAAUAAUUUCAAGUUCAUCCACCUUUUUUGUCUAAUCCUGCUAUUUUAUCCUCCUAAAUUCAAUCAAUCCAAAUUCCAUUAGACCCAAUUCUUUUACUAGUUGAAAAAUUUACAAUAUACCUUAUCUGCACUGCAAAACUAACCCUAGUGGCGUUUUCAUUCUCUACUGCACGUGAAAAAAAGGUUGCGUCACGUGAUUAAACUUAUCUCGCAGUGGUAACUUCCCUCCCUUUUCCUUCAGGACGUGUUUUGCGUAACCUUUCAAAAAUGCUCGCCCUGUUAACCAAGCGAGAUGAAAAGAAAUUUCUUCGUUCUCAAGGCAGAUUAUCUGUACAAACAAGCGUGAACAACAUCCAAAUCGCACUAGAUAAUACAUACACACCCCUCGAUUAUGCCUGUUGCGCCGUACCAAAUUCACCGUCAGAGACAGAAAUUAGAUCUCAGUCGCUGUCGCUCAUUUGAAAACAACCUGUGCGACGAAACCACAAAUUCAGAUCAAUCCUCCCCUGUCAAACCAAUCAGCCGUCAAUUAGUCACGCCUUACACGCCAAUUCCAAUGGCUAUGCCAUCCGAUCACGCGGCAGGAUCGCCGGUAGGCAUUCUGAAAAACGGCGCAUCACGUCGCGAUGACUCACCACUAGCAUCUAAACAAGAAGAUCUAUCUGACAACGAAAGCUCUUACUCAAAUUUAUCCGCAAAUAAUGGCCAACAACCACAAAACGUUCACAAAUUAAGCCAGAAAUCCUCCUUUCAUUUUCCAUUCAAGUCAGAAAGAUCGAAAACUACAAAUGACGUAUUUGCGAACAAUAACGAUUGUGGAUCGUCAUCAUCAUCAGGCGCACAACAUUCGGGAGGCUCGAACCACAAACGGCAGAACUCAUUUUUAACCAAGAAGAUUUCUAAAAUUAUCCAAAGCACUAAAACUAGUGUCUCAGAUCAAUGGCACAAACGACGAACGGCCAGUACACGCCAUGAUUCGGACCGACAUGACUCACCGAUGCGAAGCAGCGAACAAAGAAAUCGGAAUGAAAACGACUCGCGAUACAGAUCGGCCGAUUUGCUUCUCGAAGAAGAUGAAUUUCAAAACAACCGAGCUCCUAAUCGAUUGAAAAGCAGCUCAUUUGACAAUAUUUUAAGUUCAAUCAACAACAGGUAUUUCACUAUUCAAAGGAAGUCUAAAAACAUUGAUAUCAACGAGGCACUAAUUAUGAAAAUUGUUCACGAGCAGCAUAAAUCGAAGGAGGAGGCGGAACAAUUAAUCAAACUUCAAAGACUAGAAAGCUUAGAAAUUGACCGCCCUGUAUUUAGCUAUUCAGUCUACAAUAUAAGUCCAACUGGACGAAGACAAAGCAAAAAGCAGAAUCUUCAAAUCGACUUAGAUCAAGAGAGUUUGAUUAUAAUAGGUCGCGGCUGCGUCGAAAGUGAAAUUUGGCUGUCUGAUGUUAAAAAUGUCGAAAGAAAAACGUUCAUUAACGCUUCUAGCGAUCAUUGUAUUUUAAUCGAGGUUCAAAACGAGGAAAAUUUAUUGCUUGAGACUGAAAAUGCAGAAAAUCGUGAAGAAAUAAUUUGCAGGCUGAAAUCAUUUUUAAACCAAAAGCACGGAACUGAAGAAUCGUUUUCGGGCAUUUUGGAAAAGAAGUCCAAAAGUUUGAAUAUUUGGAGCAAAAAAGAGGUUCAUCUUGAAGGCUCGAAACUCUACUAUCGCAGUUUAGUCAGUCAGAAACAAAACUACAAGCGAUCUAUUGAUAUUGCAACCGGAAAAGCAGUUAUAACAUCAAACCCAAUUAAUUGUCAGAUUCGAAUCAACGACGGUUUCACGACUUUUGUUUUUCGAGAGCCAAAUAUGAAUCAUAUGGUGUUUAAUAACUGGGUGAGUAAACUAACCAAUGCCCAAAAUCUUAACUUAAAUGAAGUUAUAAGACAAAGAGACCAACAACUAAGACCUGAGGGUCUUUUUGAACGACUAUUCGAAGAAAUUUACGCCGUGAAGUUAGACUCAAAAGCAUCCAGUUAUCAUUUAAGCAGAAUGGAAGACUUUUUAAAACAAUUGCAGCAAAAUAUGGCAGAGAGGAGACCUUCAAACGUUUCUAGUAAAAGCGGAUCAGUUGUUCUGUUGACUGAAAAUCUGCAGAUAAAUCCCAACGGAAGUUGUGCGUCGUCAGUAGGAGCUGCAAGUAGUGCUAAAGAAUCAUCAGUUGAAAACUCGCCCUUUAUUGCCAGUGAAAAUAAUUCUGUUCACCAAUUAUCUCUGGACAUCAGCGCAAUAAGCAGCUCUGGAAACGAGAAAAAAGAUUCGACCAAAAGUGAAAUCGAAAACAACAGAACUUCGAACGUUUACCUUGAACUAGAAAGUGUGACUUAUUGUCCCGAAGAAACAUAUGAAAAUUAUUUAAAACCUGUUGAAAAACUAAUAACCGAAACAGAAUCAAAUUUGAGCCAGAAAUCAGAAGUUUCGCCCAAUUUUCCACCACCUCCGGAACCUUAUCAAAACAUUUCUCCAAACAUAUCCAAUCGGAGUUCGGCUAUUACGAAAACCAGUGAACCAGUUUUAGAAUCGGAUUACAGUACUUUAGAACCUGACCCAAAUGAGCCAAUAGGAAUUGUGCUAAAUGACGACUUGCCUCUGAAAAGAUCCGAAGAUUCUCGAGGCGACUCGGAUAGCCGACCUCAGUCAGUUUAUGACAACCUAAAUACAGAACCGUCAGAUGAAGAAAACAAAUCACAGCCUAGAUCAGAUUAUGAAAACAUGAGUGAAAACGAGGUCGCCAAAACGGAACAAGCAAAUAGCUCUCAUACAGCUGAAACAGAAGAAAACUUACCUCAAAAAGCGUAUGAUAGCAACGUGAUCAGUUUGAUUACUGAAGAACCGAACGAGAACCAUUACGUAAUACUUGAAGAUAUUCUAGACGAAGAGCAAGAAGAAAAAGCGAAUGACAGUCCUUAUUGCAACGAUGAAAAACAACCUGAGCCAGUUAGUUUAUCCUCACCUACGCCUUCCAUCGUCGGCAGCGAACGCUCCGAUAAUUUGACAAUCGAAAACAGCUCGGAACAAAGAUCGACUCCUGAAACUCUAGAAGCGUUCACUAGUGGCUCUGAGGUGUCAGGGCCUAUUUUAAAAUCAGAUCACUCACCGAGACCCGAAAGCUUGAGCCAAAUUUUACCACCUGCGAGAUUAGGAGGGAGCAUAGAACCGGGAUCCCCGAAGUCUUUUCCAUCGCCGCCAUCGCCCAUAAGACCACCAGUUCCUCAACCACCUGUGGUCGUUCAACCCCCAACUCCAGUUUCGAUUGGUCCACCACUACCUCCCAUGCCUCCUCCGCCACCUCAAUUUGGAGGGGGACCACCUCCACCUCCACCACCUUUUGGAGGAGCACCACCACCACCUCCCCCGCCCGCUCCCAAAUUGCACUCGCGCAAAAGUUUUCUCGGCAGCAAAAAGGGGCCAAGCUUGAAAGCAAUUCAUUGGAAAGCAAUUUCGGGAAAUGAUAAAAUCGACUCAUCGCUUUGGAAAGGCGCUGCUAAAAAUGUCACUAUAAGCGAAGCUGAAAAGAAAAAGUUGGAGUCACUUUUCAAAGUUGAAGCUAACGUAAGCAAAAAGAAGACGGCUAGAAGUUCCAACACGAAAGUGGUUUACAAUUUGGAUCAAAAUAGAGCCAGGAAUUUGGAGUUGUUCAUCAAGCGGAAAGAGUUCGAUUUGGACGAGAACCUUCUCAACAUGUACUUUUCGCUCACUGAUGUUGAGAGCCAAACUCACUUUCUGCAACAAAUCCGAGACUUUCAACCUUCAGACGCAGAUUUGAAACACUUCUCAAAUCUAACCGAAGACCAAUUAUCCGAUCUUCCCGCAGUGCAUAAAAACAUGGCUAUAAUCUGCAAAAUUCCUAACUUCAAUCUCAAAUUGGAUAUUCUACACUCGGUAACUGAGAUUCGAGAUCAGUGUUUACAAGUAGAAACAAACAUUCAAGCCGCUUUAGGCGUUUGUCGAAACUUGCAAUCUAAUGAGAAGCUGCAUACUUUGCUGCAAUUCUGUCUUUCAGUGGGAAACCUUUUAAAUGAAGGUGCCAGAAAGCCAAAAGCAGAAGCAUUUUCAAUUAUGGAUUCCUUGCCCCGCUUUAUUGAUGUGAAAAGCACUUCGCCUGAUUAUACUUUGCUUAAUUAUAUUGUAGAUCUAAUCAACUCAGAAAACCCAGCAGUUUUGGAAGUGACCGAAGAAAUUGACAUGAGAAACGUGGAAUUUCUAACAGGAGAUUUGUCACCGAAACCGCCAAAAACUGGAAAACGAGAUGGAUUCUACAUGCUUAAAACGCCUGUUGAGUUUCUAUCUAAGAGCUCAGCAAAAGCUCAGGAGUCAGUAGUGAAAAUAAAGGAAAUGCAAUUUGUUGCUAAUCAGUUGGACUUCCCUACUGAAAAUUGCCCAGAGAAAUUUUUUGUAGAGCAAGUUCAAAAACUUCUGCAACUUGACUGUGUUUUCCAAAUUAUCAAAUGCAAAGACCUUCUUUGCGAAUUGGAAAAGAGCUACAACAGUUUGCUGACGUUUUUUGCCGAGGACAAAUCAACCGACCCAGCUCAAUUGUUUUCGGUUUUCAACAGUUUUUUAGCCAGUGUUUCUCACAUAAAAUCUCAGAUGAGAUCCAGGUCGGAAUCUCCGAGAAGGCCAAAAAAUAGUUCGGGCGGCAGUAACAAAGAUGCUGCAUUUUUGAGUGAGUUGACACAAGCGACUCGCAAACUAAAAUAAUUUUCACAUAUUUCAAUCAUUUAUAUUUAAACAUUUGUAUUUAUAUUUUGAAUAGCAAAUACAAUUGACUAGCUUUAAUUCACUUCAUCUUUUAAA
Messenger RNA from Symsagittifera roscoffensis, 6058 nucleotides. RefSeq names its product formin-J-like. NCBI's taxonomy places the organism in Eukaryota, Metazoa, Xenacoelomorpha, Acoela, Convolutidae. The transcript has 3 exons. The record is from RefSeq and is a predicted model, not a curated record. The coding region runs from base 1619 to 5962 and encodes 1447 amino acids.